Boleophthalmus pectinirostris (great blue-spotted mudskipper) is the source of this 1816-nucleotide messenger RNA. Its product is annotated as pannexin-1. The transcript is spliced from 6 exons. Gene Ontology annotation, molecular function: channel activity. The coding region runs from base 179 to 1351 and encodes 390 amino acids. Gene Ontology annotation, biological process: positive regulation of interleukin-1 production; monoatomic cation transport. Lineage: Eukaryota; Metazoa; Chordata; Actinopteri; Gobiiformes; Gobiidae. The record is from RefSeq and is a predicted model, not a curated record.
GGUUACUAUCAUGGUCUUUGUCAGCGGCGAAUGAUCACUACUCUGCUAGUCUUCGCGGUCGGAGGCUUUCUAUUUAAUUAUCACUAUAAAUAUAGGCUAGUUGCGAGAUGGUGAAUUGAACCACAAGUUAACCCUUUAUUCAAUUUACCAAAAAAGCCGGCUUUUGUUCAUACUUGGCAUGGCGAUCGCGCACGUAGCCACCGAAUAUGUCUUUAGCGAUUUCUUAUUGAAAGAUCCAACAGAGGGACAGAGUAACAAAUACAAAGGUGUGCGCCUGGAACUCGCUGUGGACAAAAUAGUCACGUUUCUUUCCGUGGGGCUACCUUUAUUUCUCAUCUCUCUCGCCUUUGCUCAAGAGGUGUCCGUGGGUACACAGAUCAGUUGCUUUGCUCCAACAAACUUCUCCUGGAGACAAGCAUAUUAUGUUGACUCAUUUUGUUGGGCAGCAGUACAGCAGCAAUCUGAGAGCACUCCACUAUGGUUACAUAAGUUUUUCCCAUACAUCCUGCUCUUAGUUGCUGUCCUCAUGUACAUCCCUGCUCUGUUUUGGAGGUUCACAGCUGCACCACACCUUUCCUCAGACCUCAGUUUCAUCAUGGAGGAGCUGGACCGUUUUUAUAAUCGCUCAAUUCGUUUAGCCAAGAAUCUUGCUUCUUUAGAUGGCAAGGAGGGAACUGAUGACUCUCAAAGUGCCUUGGACCUGACAGAAGGCUGCUUCAAAUACCCAUUAGUGGAGCAUUAUCUCAAGACCAAGCGCUUCUCUCGCUGCCUUGUGGUCAGAUACUUGGCCUGCCGUGGUCUCACCCUGCUAAUUCUGCUGUUAGCCUGCAUUUACCUCGGUUACUACAUCCAGCUGGCCUCCCUCACAGAUGAGUUUCCUUGUGAUUUGAGAAAAGGCUUACUUCAAAAUGACAGCUUUGUACCCUCAGCAGUGCAGUGCAAGCUUGUGGCAGUGGGUGUGUUCAGGCUACUCAGCUACAUCAACCUGGUAGUCUACAUCCUCCUGGCUCCUCUGGUGAUAUAUGCUGCAAUCGGACCAGCACGGCAGAGUUCGGGCUUCCUCCAGCCUUACGAUAUGCUCCCUGGGUUUGGCUCUUUAGGAGUGGUUACCCCAGUUUACAAUGAUCUGAGCAUAUAUUUACUAUUUCUGCAGGAGAAUCUGAGCCAGCUGAAGUCAUAUAAGUGUCUACAGGUACUGGAGUUGUUACAAAAAUCAAGCGAUGAAGGAUUUGACACCAUGUGCUUGUUGCAAACUCUGGGUCAAGUGAAGACAGAUGUGGUUGACAGUCAGAAGGGGAUGUGUAUGCUCAAGAAUGAAGUGAAAGACAAUAAAAAAGUUGAAGAAAAUUAAAAACAACUCUGGUAUGCUGAAACAAGACUAAUGAAGUCCUUGAUUUGAUUGUGUUUGAUUGAAAGAUUGUUAGACUCUAACUAAUAUUUUCUGAUAUUUUUGUAUUGUUCCCAUGUUUUUUGUUAUCUCAAUGUUUUUGGUUUUUUUUUUUACGAAAAUGAAUUUUCUAUGUUUUCUCAUAUGCAGAUCCUUAAAAGCAAAAAGCAUCAAUUUAAUGGUUUAUACUAAUAUUAUCUCAGGAAUACUAACACAACUUUAAUUAACUUGUCUGGGACAGUUUUGCAUGUUAGUAUGUUAUCUCAAUAACUCAGUAAAUGGUGCAAACUCUGUAUAUUUCAACAUAACAUUUUGCACAUGUUUUGUCACUGCCAUUUAUUGCAUUUUAUAACAAUAACAAAUCUUCAUUCAUGUAAAGAUAUUCAGCAAUGAAAAAGAUCUCGCUAAUACUGUCAAUGUUCAAUUACU